AGCCCCUGGGCCGGGCUUGGUGCUGCGCUGCCGAGCCUCAGGGCCGUGCGGGGGAGAUCGCGGGCCUCUCCGCAGCCGCGGCCAUGGUGCUGAACCCGGUGAUCGGGAAGCUGGUCAGCAAGAGGGUGGUGCUGGCUAGCGCCUCCCCCCGCCGGCAGGAGAUCCUCACGAACGUGGGUCUCCGAUUUGAGGUGGUUCCAUCCUGGUUUAAAGAGACACUUGAGAAAUCAUCUUUUACAGCCCCUUAUGAGUAUGCCAUAGAAACAGCAAAGCAGAAGGCACUUGAAGUGGCAAAUAGAAUGCAUCUAAAACACCUUAGAACUCCAGAUAUUGUUAUAGGAGCAGACACUAUUGUGACUGUCGGAAAACAGAUUCUGGAGAAACCGGUUGAUAAACAAGAUGCAUAUAAGAUGCUAUCAAGGUUGAGUGGAAAGGAGCACAGUGUCUUUACGGGAGUGGCCAUUGUUCACUGCAGCAGUAAAGAUAAUCGUCUGGAGACUGAAGUCACUGAUUUCUAUGAAGAGACAAAAGUUAAAUUUGCUGAACUAUCUGAGGAGCUUUUAUGGGAAUAUAUUCACAGUGGAGAACCAAUGGACAAAGCUGGUGGUUAUGGAAUCCAGGCCCUUGGUGGAAUGUUAGUGGAAUAUAUUCAUGGAGACUUCUUGAAUGUGGUGGGCUUUCCUCUAAAUCACUUCUGCAAAAAGUUAGCGGAGUUGUAUUAUCCACCCCUCAAACAUACUAUACAGCAUGUCAAGCAUGACUCUAUCCCCUCCGUCGAGACUUUUGAGAACCUCAGUGAUGGAGAGAGUGACUCUUCAAAUCCCAUGCAGCAUAAAAGUGCUAACACAUUAGAGAGGAAUGGGAUGCCCCUCUCAGGAGCCGUUCAUACUCUAGUAAACAGCGGUAGCAUCAAGCCUGUUUGUACAGUGGCUGUGGAAAAUCAGAGUGGAGUGAGGGAAUGUCCAGCUAAAUUCCCAUCAAAAAUUGUAGAACUUACGGAUGGCUUCAGAGCUUCAAAGGUAAAAAAAAAAAAAAAAAAAUACUUCUUCUUGAUCUAAUUUUCUCUGCACUGGUGAGCUAAUAUAAUUCAAAUUUGUGUAUUUAAACAUUUCUGUGUAGUUUGGAGGUUCUAGUAAUAAAGCAGUACUACAGCACUAUGCAUGUGUAUGGGGAACAGCCCCAUUCAAACAAAUGAUCAAAUGCGUUUAUUUUACCCUAAUAUUCAUUCUGAUUCUAUGUGUGUUAUGCAAGAGAAUGGCAUCUUCCAGCAGCUGCACCAGUGACCCAGGCUGUAGUACCAGGACACAUUCCAGUAAGAGGCUCGAAAAGAACAGUAACCUCAGGGAUUUACUGCACUGGGCUAGCAAGGGCAGCAGAAUGCAUAGGGGCAUUUUUGAAAAGCACCUUUUAAUGAUGCAAAUACUGUCUGUGCAUGUUUUGUUAUGACAUUCCAAAGCAGCAGCCAAUUUUCCCUCUAAUUUUUCCCACGGAUAUGCAGAAUGAAUUUUGUUAUGUGCACCCAAUAUAGAAGUGAUGUGUGACUCUGCAGAGCGCUCUCUCCCUGCAGCAACACCUCAGCUGGGGGGAAGAGGCACCUCUUCCCACAGCAGCUCUGGGUCAGGGCUGGCUUGGGCCUGGGGGAGGGGCGCUAUGGCAGGUCUAGGACUGGGCUGGGGAGGGGCACCUCUUCUCCCGGCCAUGGCAGGUCCAGGGCUAGCCCUGAGCACCUGCGCGGCACUGAAUAGGUUGCUGCGUGGCCACGCAGCUUAGAGGGAACUUAGGCAGCAGCAUGGAGGGACAUCUUAAGAAGUGCCCUUAAUAAUGAGCACCCUUAGAUUUAAGGCAAAUAGCAAUGCUCCACUGAAACAUAGACCUAGAAUGCCACUGAAUAAAUUCUCUAGUGCAUUUUUCUUCAGAUCUGAUCCUAACAGGUGAUGAGCACCUGUAUCUCCUAUUGAUUUCAGAAAGUGGGGGAACAAAGGUGGGAGAGAGGAGGGGCAAAAAUCAGGAUGGGACAGGGAAUGUAUAUAAGAGGAAAGAGCUGAUUACAUAACAUGUUAAAAUAUAUGUACUUGUAACAUUUAUUUCAUUGUAAUCAGAAAUAUUAUCUAAAACAACAUAAAUGAUGAGAGAAAUAUAUAUUAUGGAAAUGUCCAUAGUGGCUCCUCUCCUAAGUCUGUGUUGAGAUUUGCACUUGAAGUAAUAUUAAAAUCCUUUUUCAUUGUAAUUAUUUGAAUUUAAUCUCCAUGUUUGGCACAAUAACACUUCAGAGGGCAAUGAACUUUCUGUGUAACUUUCUUUUAGUGAAUGUUCCCUGUUAACUUCUGCAGAGGAAACACUUCAAAAUGCCUCCAUUUAAAAUAAAUAUUUUUGAUAUAUAAUGUA
Messenger RNA from Gopherus evgoodei (Goodes thornscrub tortoise), 2385 nucleotides. It is a transcript of the gene ASMTL, whose product is annotated as acetylserotonin O-methyltransferase like. Bases 84 to 1058 code for a protein of 324 amino acids. The transcript has 7 exons. Gene Ontology annotation, molecular function: nucleoside triphosphate diphosphatase activity. The record is from RefSeq and is a predicted model, not a curated record. Lineage: Eukaryota; Metazoa; Chordata; Testudines; Testudinidae.